GCCCCUCCCGCCGGGCACCGCCGGGCAGAGGCGCCGCAGCCUGGGCCGGCCGAACCUCAAGCUCUGACUCGACCCCAGCCUAUCGGCCGGUAGGCGUUGCGGGCUGGCGCGGCUCCGCUGGGGAUUGCUGUGCUAUGCCUUGUAUGACUAAGACCUCUUACCAAGAAUACCUGUCAGACCAUAAAACCACUACCAAGGAGUGCAGAGGUGGCAAUGAAACAGCCCAACAAGAAAAGGAAGCUUAGUAUGGAUUCCAAAGAGCGUUUGGAUCAGGACGGACGCUUGGAGCAAGCUGAAGAAGAAAAGAAGCCCAAGGAUGGCACAACCCCUUUGAGUCAUGUCCCUUCAGCGGCUGCGCAGGGAGCAUGGUCUUGGGAGUGGUACUUGAAAGAACAGAAGGCUGUCGCAGCACCUGUUGAGCUGUUUUCCAAGGAUCAGUCCUUUCCAGAGCAUGAAAAUGGUUUUCAAAUUGGAAUGAGAUUAGAAGGCAUCGAUCCCCGACAUCCAUCGGUAUUCUGUGUGCUUUCUGUAGCGGAGGUGUGUGGUUACCGUCUUAGACUUCAUUUUGAUGGUUAUUUAAGUUGCUAUGAUUUUUGGACCAAUGCUGGCUCCCCUGACAUUCAUCCAGUAGGGUGGUGUGAAAAGACCAAACAUGAAUUGCACAUCCCUAAGGGUUAUAGAAAAGAUAAAUUUGUUUGGAUGGAUUACUUGAAGGCCUGCAAAUUGCAAAAUGCUCCAAAGAAAUUGUUCAGAAACAGAAGUCCUAAUGGGCCAAUGCCUAAAGAAUUUCAGGUUGGAAUGAAGCUGGAGGCUGUCGACAGGAAGAACCCUUCCUUGGUGUGUGUGGCAACCAUAGCAGAUAUUGUUGAAGAUCGCUUACUAGUGCAUUUUGACAAUUGGGAUGAUAGUUAUGAUUACUGGUGUGAUGUUAAUAGCCCUUAUGUCCAGCCAGUUGGUUGGUGUCAGGAGAAUGGAAGAACUCUGAUAGCACCUCAAGGUUAUCCCGAUCCAGAAAAUUUUUCCUGGACAGAAUACCUGGAAGCUACUCAAACCAAUGCAGUUCCUGCCAAAGUUUUUAAAAUGAGGUUGCCUCAUGGUUUUCUACCAAAUAUGAAACUUGAAGUUGUGGAUAAACGAAACCCCAGAUUAAUUCGUGUUGCUACGAUUGUAGACGUUGAUGACCAAAGAGUAAAGGUUCAUUUUGAUGGUUGGGACCAUAAGUAUGACUACUGGGUGGAGGCGGACAGCCCCGACAUCCACCCGAUCGGAUGGUGUGAUGUCACAGGACAUCCCCUGGAGGUGCCGCAGGGAACGAAUGAUGUGAAAAUCCCUCCAGGUCAAGCUGUCUGUCCUACUCCCGGGUGCCGAGGAAUAGGCCACAUCCGUGGUCCGCGUUAUUCGGGACAUCACAGUGCUUUUGGCUGCCCGUAUUCGGACAUGAACUUGAAAAAGGAGGCAACACUUCAUGAUCGUUUGAAAGAACAAACACAGGCAAAUUUGGAAUCAGACUCUUCACAUUCAAAAUCAAAAAACCUCUGUAGUUUGAACUUCAAUGGAAAACAUGAAAAGGUGAACAGUCAGCCAAGACUUGUACAGCAGGCAAAGUGUUUGAAAAUCAAAGGAAAAGAAGAUAUUGACUUGGAUAAUCUCUUCAGAGAAUACUCGGAGGAGCAGGUGCAGCAGGCGCUUCACCAGUCAGUGUUCAUGUCCACGGUGUCAGCCCACCCUUUCCGGGACCUUCCCCUCGGCAGGGAGCAACACUGCAAGCUGCUUCCAGGCGUGGCUGACAUCCGGGCCAGCCAAGUGGCACAAUGGACUGUGGAUGAGGUGAGUGGAGCUGCUGGGGGCCAGGGCUGGGGUGUGCCUGCUGCUGAGAAAUAGCAGAAGGUGCCCACCGACCAUUCUCUGAUGCCUGGGACAGCGCCCUUUUUCUCUUAGGCAUUGCAUCUGCUACGUAAACUUGAAAACCCAAAUUGGAGGGAGAAGGAAGGCAUGAUUUUGAGGAGAUGAGGACAGCCCACCGCUUACCAAGUUAGUUUUGUAACUCCCCUCUGCAGCCUUAUUCCAGGGCCCCCUGAGUCCCAGCACCAUCAGCAGGGGCUAAUUCAAGCAGAGGGCUGAAGCUUCCCAUUCCACAUCGCAGAUUUAAUUUGGGGAAGCACGAAUGUGCAAGCAUCUGAAGUU
Molecule: messenger RNA, 2184 nt
Organism: Sapajus apella (tufted capuchin)
Lineage: Eukaryota; Metazoa; Chordata; Mammalia; Primates; Cebidae
Gene: L3MBTL4
Product: L3MBTL histone methyl-lysine binding protein 4
Exons: 17
Coding region: 214-1881 (555 amino acids)
Biological process (GO): regulation of DNA-templated transcription
Cellular component (GO): nucleus
Molecular function (GO): zinc ion binding
Source: RefSeq, a predicted model, not a curated record